AUGUCGUCCGGCACCCUCCAUAUCGUGGACUCGCGUACCAGUGCAAAAUACCAAAUUCCCAUCAAAAGAAAUGCCGUCUCGGCGCUAGAUCUCAAGAGGAUCCGAGGACCCAAAGACGGAGGGGACAGGGCCAACCAUGUCUCUGGUGGACUCCGUGUUCACGAUCCAGGACUGCAGAAUACGGCCGUUGUUGAGACAGCGAUCAGUUUCUCGGACCAUGAUCGAGGGCUACUGCUCUUUCGAGGAUACAGUCUGGAGCAGCUCUGGCACAGCGACUUCGAAGACAUGCUCCAUCUCCUUGUGUGGGGGACAUAUCCCACCCGGACAGCCCGCGAAGGCCUCCGUCGCGAAUUGGCGCAACAUAUGCGAUCUGUGCCGUCUACGGUGCAGAGGACUGUGGAAAGCUUUCCGAAAACUGCCCCUCCAUUGGCUCUAUUACUGGCAGGCCUCGCUGCCUGUCUCGCUGCCAUUCCAGAAACGAUCCCCGCAUCCACCGACGCAAACCUAUACCAGGGAAAUCCGGAGAACGUGGACCGGGCCAUCAUUCGGACGGUGGCACAAUACGCCGUGAUCUUUGGCCUAGUCAGCAGUCAUCGCAAGGGAGUUCCAUUUACGCCACCGUCUGCGGACAGGAGCUACUGCGAGAAUAUAUUCACUAUGGCCGGGAUGGUCGAUCCAUCCACGUGCCGUCCAAGCCCUAUCCACGUCUCCUGCUUCCGACGCUUUGCGAUGCUCAACGCCGACCACGGCAUGGCACUCUCGGUUUUUUCUGCCCUGGUUACCGCAUCCUCCCUGACAGACCCUCUAUCGUGUUUAAUGACGGCUGUAGCAUCCGCCUACGGCCCCCUCCAUUUCGGGGCCACUGAGUCUGCCCAGCGCGCUCUCCGUGAGAUCAAGUCCCCAGACCAGGUCCCGACGUUUAUCGACGAGGUGAAGGAGGGCAAAAGAAAGCUCUUCGGGUACGGGCAUCGGUCUUACAAGGGUAUCGAUCCGCGUGUGCGGCCCAUUCAGUCCAUCUUGCAGGACCUAGACCCGUCGUCGAACCCGCUGCUAGAAAUUGCCGAGCGAAUCGAGCGGGUAGCCUCCCAGGAUGGGUACUUCCUAACCCGGGGAUUGUACCCUAAUGCGGACUUCUACGGGAACUUUGUGUUUACCGGGAUGGGCUUUGAGCCUGAAAUCAUCCCGGCUGCCAUGUUGGCACAGCGGAUCAUGGGCAUCAUGGCCCAUUGGCGGGAGUAUAUGCUGACACGCGGCAAGUUGUUUCGACCGUUGCAUCUCUACACGGGGGAUACGGGGGAGAAGGCCCUUCCUCGGUUCACAUCCACCAUGGCUCCAUCCCCAACCACAGAAACCACCCCUCUUCUUCCCCCGUCCAAAUCACCCUAUUCCACCUUCACGACUGCCCAAAAGCGCCUCAUUAUCCUCACAGCUGCUCUGGCAUCCACCUUCUCGCCCUUCUCCGCCAACAUCUACUAUCCCGCCCUCAACUCCAUCGCCGCCGAUCUCCAUGUCACUAUCUCGCAGGUCAACCUGACCAUUACGACGUACAUGAUAUGUCAAGCCCUAGCUCCAACGCUAACCGGCUCCCUAGCCGACCAAACCGGCCGGCGCCCAGCAUACCUCCUCUGCUUUAUCAUCUACAUUGCCGGCAAUAUCGCCCUCGCCCUGCAGCACAGCUAUAUCGCACUACUCAUCCUGCGUGCCGUCCAAAGCUGCGGCAGCAGCGGAACCGUCGCCCUAGCAUCCGCCGUCGCCGCGGAUGUAAUCACCUCCGCCGACCGCGGCACAUACAUGGGCAUCGCCUCGCUGGGCAACAUCCUAGCGCCGUCGCUCGGUCCCAUCCUCGGCGGCCUCCUCAGCCAAAGACGACUCUCCCUCCCCAACCCACUCGCGAGUCUCCGUCUCUUGACUCAUCUUCCGACGAGCCCUUUGCUUCUCGCCAACGGCCUCGUAUUCGCCAGCUACUACGCCGUCACAGCUGGUCUGCCUGCCCAGCUGAAAGACCUCUACGGACUUGAUGACAUGGCUAUCGGACUUAGCUUCAUUCCUGCUGGGGUGGGCUCUCUCGCCAGCGCUACGCUCAACGGAUUCAUCGUCGAUUGGAAGUAUUGCCGUGCGAAGGCGAGAGCUGAUAUGGCCCGUUCUAGCACCACUCCAAAGACUGGCAGGAACCAUCACCGCAGCAGCACCAGCAAUAACCCAAAGACAAAGAGCUUCUCGAAUCUCCAAGGAGAAUUCGACAUCGAGAAAGUCCGAUUAUCAAUCGGCACGCUUAUGACUGUUCUGGCAGCAACCGCAAUCCUCACCUACGCAUUCCUCCUCUCCCUCCACCCUCCCCUUCCCAUCAUCCUCCUCCUUCUUUUUAUCAUCUCCUUCUUCAUAACAGCCGCCUACAACAUCAUGAACAUCCUCCUCGUAGACCUCUACUACUCCACCCCAGCCACCGCCAUGGCAGCCAACAAUCUCGUGCGCUGCUUCCUCGGCGCCGCCGCCACGGCCCUCGUGCACCCGCUUGUCGUCCGCUGGGGGCACCGCGUCACGUACGCUGCUGUCGCGGGUCUGAUUUUUGCUGUUGUUCUUCCACUUUUGGGGGCUACCCCUGCCCUCCUGCCUCUCCCCUCAGAAGCUAUCACCCUCCAGCUUCGAUACCCCUCCACGCAAUGGGUGACCCCCGGCGAUACGCUCUUGAUCCCAGAAACCCACCCCCUACCUAUAAUUAGCACGCACGGCCUGGACCCCGAGUCCAAAUACCUGCUGCUCUUCGUAGACCUUGACGUCAUCUAUGGCUCGCUCUCCACCGUUGUACUGCACUGGUACCAGCCCGGAAUGGAAGCAUCCCCGAUCGCGGAGCCCGGCCCGGAUCGAUAUCGUGCUCCGGGAACUGUGCUCCAACCACCACCACCGCAUCGUGGUGUGCUCGUGAACAGGACGUCGGGUGCUGAAUAUAUUGCCCCCCAGCCGCCACAGGGCCAGAACCAUCAUCGAUACGUGUAUCUGCUCUUCCGGCAGCCCACGGCGUACACUUUACCUGGGUGUUUCGCGCAUAUCUUCCCGCCUACCCUCGAGGCAAGGGUGGGGUUCGAUGUGCGCCAGUUUGUCGACGUGGCGGGCCUGGACGCACCCGUGGCGGCGAGCUAUUUCUUCGUCGAGAGGGACGAGCCCGUGUCCGGGACGCCCACGGUGACGGUGACGGCAACGACGACGGGAACCCGGUCUCCUCCUCUGACGAGUCCAACGACAACGUGGCUGAGACCCGCCCCAUGUGAGACUGCUACCUCCGCCCGUUCAUUGGAGAGGAUGACAGAGGAACGGUUGGGGCCCGUGGUUGGGUGUCAUGUUGCACGGGCGAUGUGA
Molecule: messenger RNA, 3354 nt
Organism: Aspergillus campestris IBT 28561
Lineage: Eukaryota; Fungi; Ascomycota; Eurotiomycetes; Eurotiales; Aspergillaceae
Product: putative citrate synthase
Exons: 12
Coding region: 1-3354 (1117 amino acids)
Biological process (GO): tricarboxylic acid cycle; carbohydrate metabolic process; transmembrane transport
Cellular component (GO): mitochondrial matrix
Molecular function (GO): transmembrane transporter activity
Source: RefSeq, a predicted model, not a curated record